UGCAAAGAUGGCUGCACCGUGAGCGCAGAGGAGGAGGAGGCGGCGGCGGCGGCGGCGAGAGAGCGAGCACCCAGCGCCCGCACCCACCCCGGGGCCGCCCGGGACGCCCCCUCCUGAGCGCGCUCCCUCCCUUCUCUCUUGCAAGCGCCGGGGCAAAGGCGGAGACAGCGGGGUCCCUCCUACCCCCCUUUCCCUCCAGGGGGGAACCCCCCUUCCCCCCUCCUUGGCUCGGCGGCUGCACCCCCUCCCUUGCCCGCCCCUCCGCCCCUGCCCCCUCCCUCCCCAGCCCGGGGCCUUCCCGGGCCUUCGGCGGCUGCAAAGAAAAAAAGAGAGAGAGAGAGAGAGGGGAAAAAAAAAAAGCAGCAGCGGAGGGAGCGGCGGCGGAGGAGAGCGCGCGCGCGCCCCCUCCCUCCCUCCCUCCCUCCCCCUCCCCCCAAUUUCCACCGCGGCCAAUUCAUGGACAGGAACUACCCCAGCGCCGGCUUCGGGGACCCGCUCGGCGCCGGGGCGGGAUGGAGUUACGAGAGGUCAGCGAAAGCUAGCUUGGUCUAUGGCAGCUCCAGGACCUCGCACCCCGAGACCGACAUCUUACACCGCCAGGCCUACGCGGCCCCCCACCCACUGCAAAGCUAUGCCACCAACCACCACCCAGCAGGCCUCUCUGGACUCUUCGACACUGGCCUCCACCACGCGGGCUCAGCAGGGCCCGACGCCUCCGUCAUGAACCUCAUCUCGGCCCUGGAGUCCCGGGGCCCCCAGCCUGGCCCCUCUGCCUCCUCUCUCCUCUCCCAGUUCCGCAGUCCUUCCUGGCAAACAGCCAUGCACACGCCAGGCCCCACGGAGCUCUUCAUUUCGGGCGCCCUGCCGGGUUCCAGCACCUUUCCAUCCUCCUCUGCCCUGUCGGCCUACCAGCACCCGGCUUCCUUCGGCAGCCGCCCCUUCCCAGUGCCCUCGUCCCUCAGCCUUCAAGAUCCCCCAUUCAGUCCCCCAGCUAACGGGCUCCUGUCCCCUCAUGAUGUGUUGCACCUAAAGCCCUCGCAAGCACCCACGGUGCCAUCCUCGCUGGGCUUCGAGCGCCUGGCAGGGGGCGGUGUCCUGGGGCCUGCUGGUCUCGGCCCGGCCCAGACCCCUCCUUACCGCCCUGGCCCUCCUGACCCACCCCCACCCCCCCGCCACCUCCCGACUCAGUUCAACCUGCUGGCUUCCUCUUCCGCUGCUGCCGCUGCCGCCGAGCAAUCUUCCCCACAGCUCUACAACUUCUCGGGUGCUGCCCCGGGCCCCCCGCCACCCGAGCGGGCCCUGCCCCGCCAGGACACCGUCAUCAAGCACUACCAGCGGCCGGCAAGUGCACAGCCCCCGCCGCCCCCGCCACCAGCCCACGCCCUCCAGCAUUACCUGAGCUGUGGAGGCAGCUACUCCUCCAUGGGCCACAGGGCUAACCUGGCCUGUAGCCCCCUGGGCGGCGGGGAGCCCUCCCCUGGUGCUGGCGAGCCUAGCAAGGCUGGGCCCAGCGGAGCCACGGCUGGAGCAUCGGGCCGGGCUGCAGGCCCAGAGGCGGCUGGAGGAGGUGGGGCUGCGGGUGGCGGUGGAGGUUACCGCCCCAUCAUUCAGUCGCCCGGUUACAAGACAGGCAAAGGCGGUUAUGGAGCAGCUGCGGGUGCUGCCAACAGGCCCCCCCCGCCCCGUUCAACCGCCACGCCCAAAUGCCAGAGUCUGGGUGGGCCAGCAGCAGCCUAUGCCACUGGGAAGGCCUCUGGGGCUGGCGGGGCCGGGGGCCAAGCCUAUUCCCCUGGACAGCCCCAAGGGCUUCUAGGACCCCAGGCCUACGGGCAAGGGUUUGGAGGGGGUCAAGCACAGGACUUGAGCAAAGGCCCUAGCUACUCAGGGGGGCCCCCACAGCCCCCCAGUGGCCCCCCGCCUCCUGGCCUAGCCACGUGUCAGAGCUACUCCCCGGAUCAGCUGCAGGGGCAGCUGUAUGGGGUUCAGGGUGAGCCAUACCCCGGGCCAGCUGCCCAUUCCCAGGGGCUGCCCACAGCCAGCCCCUCGCUCAGCUACAGUACUGGCCAUUCCCCGGCGCUCUCGGGUCACGGAGGUGGCUGGGGGCCCAGCUCCCUGGGGGGUGGCGGCGAGGCCAGCCCUUCUCACAUCAUCCGCCCACUGCAGUCGCCGCCUGCCCCCGGCCGCCCGCCUGGAGUCGGCUCUCCGGGAGCCCCUGGCAAAUACCUGAGUUCCGUCUUGGCCUCGGCCCCUUUCCUGGCGCCUCCGGGAGCCGGCAGCUAUGCAGCCGGAGCAGGUGGCUACAAAGGCAAAGGGGAUGGCUCGGAGCUGCUGGCUGGCCCCGGCGGGCCUCCUGCCGAGCGCACGGAAGAUGAGGAAUUCCUCAUCCAGCAUCUCCUACAGGCACCCAGCCCCCCGCGGACCUCAGGGGCAGACGGCUUGGUGGGUGAAGAUGGGGCAGCGGAUGCCUCCAAGGGACUUGGGGGUAGUGGUGGGGCCGGGGGUCCACCGGGCACACCCUACGAGCUGGCCAAGGAAGACCCCCAGAGGUAUCACCUGCAGAGUGUCAUCCGGACGAGUGCCAGCCUCGACGAGGGUGCCACAGCAGCCCUGGAGCUGGGCCUGGGGAGGCUGAAGGAGAAGAAGAAAGGGCCGGAACGAGGUGGCGAGACACCCGAGGGGCUGGCCACCUCAGUGGUCCACUAUGGGGCAGGUGCCAAGGAGCUGGGGGCCUUUCUCCAAAAGAGCCCGCCGCCCCCACCUCCCACGGCUCAGCCUGCCCAGCCCACACCCCACGGCCUCCUCCUGGAGGCCGGGGGCCCUGACCUCCCACUGGUGCUGCCUCCGCCUCCCCCACCACAACUGCUCCCUUCUGUCCUUAGCCACGCCCCCAGCCCCUCUCCCAGUGCCCCCAAGGUUGGUGUUCAUCUCCUUGAGCCAGCCACCCGUGAUGGGGCGCCCCAGGCGCCCCCGCCGCCGCCCCCACCUCCGCCACCCAUGCCCCUCCAGCUUGAGGCCCACCUCCGAAGCCACGGCCUGGAGCCUGGUGCCCCCAGCCCCCGCCUGCGACCCGAGGAGAGUCUGGAGCCCCCAGGCGCUAUGCAGGAGUUGCUUGGGGCCCUGGAGCCACUACCCCCAGGGCCUGGUGACACUGGCGUAGGCCCACCUAAUACCGAGGGCAAGGAUCCCUCAGGUGCCUACCGCAGCCCCAGCCCGCAAGGCACAAAGGCCCCCCGCUUUGUGCCACUCACGUCCAUCUGUUUUCCUGACUCCUUGCUCCAAGACGAGGAGCGCAGCUUCUUCCCCACCAUGGAGGAGAUGUUCGGCGGAGGGGCGGCAGACGACUAUGGCAAGGCCGGACCGCCUGAGGACGAGGGUGACCCUAAGGCGGGGACUGGGCCGCCUCCUGGCCCCCCUGCCUAUGAUCCCUAUGGGCCCUACUGCCCUAGCCGGGCGUCUGGAGCUGGGCCUGAGACGCCGGGCCUGGGCCUGGACCCCAACAAACCGCCUGAGCUGCCCUCCACGGUCAAUGCCGAGCCUCUGGGCCUGAUCCAGAGUGGGCCGCACCAGGCGGCCCCGCCACCCCCGCCUCCCCCUCCACCGCCGCCACCUGCCUCCGAGCCCAAGGGAGGCUUGACCUCACCCAUCUUCUGCUCUACCAAGCCAAAGAAGCUGCUCAAGACGUCCUCCUUCCACCUGCUACGGCGCCGCGACCCGCCCUUCCAGACGCCCAAGAAGUUGUACGCCCAGGAGUACGAGUUUGAGGCGGAUGAGGACAAGGCCGAUGUGCCCGCUGAUAUCCGCCUCAACCCUCGGCGCCUGCCCGACCUGGUGUCCAGCUGCCGUUCCCGCCCGGCCCUUUCACCCCUGGGUGACAUCGACUUCUGUCCACCCAACCCAGGCCCCGAUGGCCCCAGGCGCCGUGGCCGCAAGCCGACAAAGGCCAAGCGUGAUGGCCCACCCCGGCCCCGGGGUAGGCCCCGGAUCCGCCCGCUGGAGGUCCCCACCACUGCUGGGCCAGCCUCAGCCUCCACACCCACUGAUGGAGCCAAGAAACCUCGGGGCCGGGGCCGUGGUCGGGGCAGGAAAGCCGAGGAGGUAGGGGGCACACGGCUGGAGCCCCUGAAGCCACUUAAGAUCAAGCUGUCUGUGCCCAAGGCCGGUGAGGGUCUGGGAGCCUCGUCAGGCGACGCUGUAUCCGGCGCUGACCACAACAGCCUGGACUCCAGCCUGACUCGGGAGAAGAUUGAGGCCAAGAUCAAGGAGGUGGAAGAAAAGCAGCCAGAGAUGAAGUCCGGCUUCAUGGCCUCCUUCCUGGACUUCCUCAAGUCAGGCAAGCGUCAUCCGCCACUCUAUCAGGCCGGCCUGACGCCCCCACUCAGCCCCCCCAAGAGCGUGCCGCCCUCUGUGCCGGCCCGGGGCCUGCAGCCCCAGCCCCCUGCCGCCCCCACUGUGCCACACCCCCCGCCUGCCGGCGCCUUCGGGCUGGGGGGCGCACUGGAGGCGGCCGAGAGCGAGGGGCUAGGGCUGGGCUGCCCUUCGCCCUGCAAACGGCUGGACGAGGAGCUGAAGCGCAACCUGGAGACGCUGCCCUCCUUCUCCUCGGACGAAGAAGACUCUGUGGCCAAGAACCGGGACCUGCAGGAGAGCAUCUCCUCAGCCAUCUCCGCUCUUGAUGACCCACCCCUCGCUGGGCCUAAGGACACUUCCACCCCAGAUGUGCCCUCCUUGGCAACUGAGGCUUCAGUGCCAGGGCCUCCCCCACUCCCGGGGCUCCCUAGCAGCAAUGGCACACCCGAGCCCCCGCUGCUGGAGGAGAAGCCCCCGCCCUCGCCGCCCCCCGCCCCGACGCCGCAGCCACCGCCGCCGCCACCCCCACCGCCGGCCCUGCCCUCGCCGCCCCCGCUGGUGGCCCCUGCGCCCAGCUCGCCGCCCGCCCCGCCGCCCUUGCCCUCGCCGCCCGCCCCGCCCCCGCCGGCCGCCCCCGCGCCGGAGGAGCCCCCUGCCCCGUCCCCCGAGGAGCCCGAGCCUCCGGACGCCCGGCCCCUGCACUUGGCCAAGAAGCAGGAGACGGCAGCCGUGUGCGGGGAGACGGACGAGGAGGCGGGCGAGAGCGGCGGGGAGGGCAUCUUCCGGGAGCGCGACGAGUUCGUCAUCCGCGCCGAGGACAUCCCUUCCCUCAAGCUGGCACUGCAGACGGGGCGCGAGCCCCCACCCAUCUGGCGAGUGCAGAAGGCGCUGCUGCAGAAGUUCACUCCGGAGAUCAAGGACGGACAGCGGCAGUUUUGUGCCACCAGUAAUUAUUUGGGGUAUUUUGGGGACGCGAAAAACCGGUAUCAGCGCCUUUAUGUAAAGUUCCUGGAAAACGUCAACAAGAAGGAUUAUGUGAGGGUCUGUGCUCGGAAACCCUGGCAUCGGCCCCCAGUGCCCGUCAGGCGCUCUGGGCAGGCCAAGGGCCCUGCGUCUUCUGGGGCCAGUUCUGCCCCGCCUCCCAAGGCGCCAGCACCACCUCCUAAGCCAGAGACCCCUGAUAAGACUGUCUGUGAGAAGCCCCCAGAGCAGACGCCUGAGACAGCUGCGCCCGAGCCCCCCGCCCCUGAGAAGCCAUCCCCACCUCGGCCUGUCGAGAAGGAGAAGGAGAAAGAGAAGGAGAAGGAGAAGGAGCGGGUGACGCGUGGGGAGCGGCCGCUACGGGGCGAGCGGAGCGCGGGCGGGCGGCAGACACGGCCUGAGCGGAGCCUCACCGCGGGCCAGCCCGCCACCUCCCGGCUGCCCAAGGCCCGGCCCACCAAGGUGAAGGCCGAGCCGCCCCCCAAGAAGAGGAAGAAGUGGCUGAAGGAGGCGGCAGGAAAUGCCUCGGCGGGUGGGGGUCCACCAGGCAGCUCCUCGGACUCCGAGUCAUCCCCGGGAGCACCCAGCGAGGACGAGCGGGCAGUACCUGGGCGUCUGUUGAAGACCCGGGCGAUGCGGGAGAUGUACCGGAGCUACGUGGAGAUGUUGGUGAGCACAGCACUCGACCCAGACAUGAUCCAGGCCCUGGAGGACACACAUGAUGAGCUAUACCUCCCGCCCAUGCGGAAGAUCGACGGCCUCCUGAAUGAGCACAAGAAGAAAGUCCUGAAGCGGCUGUCGCUGAGCCCAGCCCUCCAGGACGCCCUGCACACGUUCCCCCAGCUGCAAGUGGAGCAGAGCGGGGAGGGCUCCCCUGAGGAGGGGGCCGUGCGGCUGCGGCCGGCGGGGGAGCCCUACAACCGCAAGACGCUCAGCAAGCUCAAGAGGAGCGUGGUCCGAGCCCAGGAGUUCAAAGUGGAGCUGGACAAGUCGGGAUACUACACGCUCUACCACUCGCUCCACCACUAUAAGUACCACACCUUCCUGCGCUGCAGGGACCAGACCCUGGCCAUCGAGGGCGGUGCUGAGGACCUGGGUCAGGAGGAGGUAGUCCAGCAAUGCAUGCGGAACCAGCCGUGGCUGGAACAGCUCUUCGACUCCUUCAGCGACCUGCUGGCCCAAGCACAGGCCCACAGCCGCUGUGGGUGACCCCACCCCGCCUGGGGGAGCCACCUCUUCCACGAACGGAGAAUUGGGACAGAACUGUGUCCUCAGGAGCUAACCCCUGGGCCCUGCCUGCCAGGGAAGUGGGGGGGGGGGGGGUCAUUGGUCAGGGUGUGUCCAUGCUGCCCCCACAAGGGCAGGGUUCAAAGUUCGACUCCUCCCCUCUCCCACACCCCCCUCCACUCCCUCCCCGCCCCUCCUGCUGUCCGGUGUACAGAGAAAUUAUUUAUAUAUAUGUAUAAAUGUCUAUUUAGUAACGGUUUCCCUCCCCACCUUGGCCCAAUCCCCUCUCCAUGGCCACAGCCCCGCCCCCUCCACCUUGUACAUAAUGUAUAGGAAAAGUCUAUGUAUGGUUGAGGGGGGCGGGGUGGCUUCAGAGAGCUGGGGGACCCCCUCCCCCCAACCCCCCCCUCACAGGCCAAGAUCUUUGCUAAAGGCCAUUCCCUCCCCCAGGGCAUUCGGCAUCGGGCGGGAGGGGGAAAACGCAUCUUGUUAAUUAUUUUUAAUCUUAUUUAUUGUACAUACCUGGGGCGGGGGGCUGGGGAGGUGGAGGGGGAAGAAGGGUCCCCUCCCUUUGGCCCUCCUACUCCUUUUCUACUGCGAUUGUCUGUGUCUGCCCCCCCCCCCGUCCCCCACCGCCCCAACCCCUCGUCGUCUGGAUGUGGUUCUAUUUUUUAUCCGUCUCCCCUCCCCCUCUCUCUAACCCCCCCCCCCCCCCCCGCUCCUCCCCACCACCCUUCGUCUCUUGCUCUUUCUUGGGCUUCUGUACAACUCAACUUGUAUACACUGUGUACACACAACCAGCCAAACGAAAACCCAACGGCAAACACUUUA
Lynx canadensis (Canada lynx) is the source of this 7386-nucleotide messenger RNA. It is a transcript of the gene PRR12, whose product is annotated as proline rich 12. The record is from RefSeq and is a predicted model, not a curated record. The transcript is spliced from 14 exons. The coding region runs from base 457 to 6537 and encodes 2026 amino acids. Lineage: Eukaryota; Metazoa; Chordata; Mammalia; Carnivora; Felidae.